This is a messenger RNA of Mobula hypostoma (lesser devil ray), 849 nucleotides long. RefSeq names its product eukaryotic translation initiation factor 4E-binding protein 2-like. Gene Ontology annotation, biological process: negative regulation of translational initiation. Bases 82 to 417 code for a protein of 111 amino acids. The transcript has 3 exons. Gene Ontology annotation, cellular component: cytoplasm. The record is from RefSeq and is a predicted model, not a curated record. NCBI's taxonomy places the organism in Eukaryota, Metazoa, Chordata, Chondrichthyes, Myliobatiformes, Myliobatidae. Gene Ontology annotation, molecular function: eukaryotic initiation factor 4E binding.
GUGGGUGAGUGAGUGAGUGAGUGAGAUCAGGGCCCGCCUUCCUGUGCCCCGUCCGGUGCGAGUGGCUGAGGCGACGCGAGGAUGUCCGGCCCAGCUCAGAAGACCGAGAGCCGCGCCAUUCCCACCCGGAGGGUGAUCGUCAGCGAUGCGGCUCAGCUGCCGCACGAUUUCAGUACCACCCCCGGGGGCACCCUCUUCAGCACCACCCCAGGAGGCACACGUAUUAUUUAUGACCGCAAGUUCCUCAUGGAAUGCCGCAACUCCCCUGUUGCCAGGACACCUCCGCGUGACCUCCCAAACAUCCCAGGUGUCACAAGUCCGAAUACCACAGAGGUGAAGCCAGCAGUGAACCAUGUAAACAACCACGAAGAGAAGGGGGCCGGUGGAGAUGAUGCCCAAUUUGAGAUGGACAUUUAAGGAACACCCUUUUGAUUUCCUCCGGGGUGAGGAGCUUUGGUCCUGGAACCUCUCCAUCUGGGCUUGUGCACUGGCCCGUUGUCUUCUCCAAGCCACCAGCUCUACAUAUUAACAAAAAAAAAUAUGCAAACAGUUCUUGCCACUGAUGGAACCCGUCCACUUCUGUGAAGCUGUAGACACUUACUUCAAAUGCUGUGAAAAGUGUAAGUGCCGCGUGUUUUACGCGGUAGAACAUCUACUGUUCUAAUUGGCAACAAGCUUUGUAAAGAGUGGGCAUCUCUCUGGUUCUUGAUCUGUUUAAUCUGGUUCCAAUUUUAUACACCUUUGGUAAUCAAGGUUAAAGGUUAACCUUUCAGAGAUGUAACUCGUGUUGAGAGGAGGGGAAAGAGCAGGAGAAGGAGAGCCAAUGAAAUAAAAUGAAAUUUAAGUAAA